AUUAUAACCAAGGGUUCGUUAACACUUAGUCAAGUGGGAAUCAUUAAUUUUUCAGUGCGAGAUUUGACUUUUGUGCUGCACCUGCCUCCACUUGGUUAGACAGCAAAUCCCCUCUUUGGCAAAAGUGUCAAGAACUUUUCUCGACCUCUCAAGGGGAAGCGAAAACGGAGAAAAUUUCUAGGUCUAGACGAACAUUCUGCGGUUCAACUUCCUGAGCUACGAGGUCUCCUGAAACAAUGUUGCAACCAAAGGGCGCAAAGCGAUGAGAUGAAAUGAAGUCCCGAAAAGAAUGCCAAAACAAAGGAUGAAAAACGACUUUAGCAAUUAACUAAGCAUAGAAAAACUGCAAUUGGGAGUAGUUGUGUUUGAAGCUCGAUUGUUUUUGAGGGAGGUAGAAGAAGGGAGUCUAAAAUGGAAGACCGCGAAAACGCAACACCAGCGACUUCUAGUUUAGACGGAGGCAAAGCUUCCAGACUUUUUGUGAGUCAGGCGACAAGCCGAGAUGAUGACUUCAUGGGUAUGGCGAGGAUAGAUCUGGGCUCCGCAAACUCACUCGAGAAAAAAUACAUUCUACAGGAAAGAGUUCGCAAACAAGCGAAGAUGGAAAAGCGGCAAGCGACCGCAUUGAAAAUGAGCUCGUCAGGUUCAUCGACUUCAUCAAGCGAUGUACAGAUUAUCAAGAAGUGCGAUCAAAAUAAGGAAGCCUUUGGGAUAGAGAAUAUGAGUUCGAGUCAGCCGUCGAAUAAUGAGCCUUUUCCCUCUCAUGCUAUCAACAGAGCUAGAGCGGAGUCCAAAAGAGAAGCACAAGAAAUCACAAACAGGAAAAAUGGCGCCUUUUCCAAGAAUCCUGAGUUUUGUGCUCUUCUAUCCAUAUCUCCGGUAAAGCUUCGGGCGCCAAAAGCGAAUCACUCUGGUUCGGCCCUGAAAGAAGCAGAUUCACUUCCGCGCCUGCGCAAUAUAGCUCAACAUUCAGUCGAGGUCGACUCUUCCCGGUAUGCAUUUCGAUCCCUCCCUGAAAGAAAAAGCACAGCUAAAAAGCAAGGUAUCGGCGGCACUGCUUACCACUUCCGGCCGAGCUCCCAACAAGGAACCAAUCAACAAAGAGAAAGACCAAGCACAUCCACGACACCAGGGGCUCUAUCGUCUGAUGAAUCCUUGCCCUUCUUGCACGGGUACCAACAAUAUAAGGACCCUGGUCGCCUCAGGGCCCUCUCGGCUGACUCAGCUUUGCACAUGCGCGAAGACUCCAUCAGUAGAGUGGACUCUAGCUCCUUGAGCAGCUUCCGGUUACCAAGUUCUGCGAACCCUUCCAGGAAACAAAGUCCAUAUCCUGAGAUUGUAUGCUAUGAGUGGCACGAAGUGGAUUAUGGGAAAAGAAACCAACACCGCGCCAACAGACACAAACCUCGCAGGCGUGCGCACACCCUACCAGUAACAACCGCUGAUCAAGACUUGACAGCGGCCAUUCGUAUCCAAUCAGUGCUGUCGUCAGGCCCGGAUGUUCCCCCUUGUACGCCAGCAACCAUUUACCCCCCUGGUACGCCCAGAGUGGUUAUAUCAGCCCGGGGGGCGCACAGUUAAAAUUAACCGUACUUGGAGACUAGUUUAUAGAGAGGCAUCGUAUACUGGAAAUGAUUAUAUAGAACAGCCUUGGGGUUGGAAUCGCCAAGCAGUUGCUGCUGCUGCACCAAGCAGUGCCGUAACGCCAGGGAGCCCCCUCCCCUCCCCCCACGUUUUUUCCUCCUAAGAUUAUAAGGGAAAUGACCAGUAUUGUGCCCUUGUUUUAUCGAUGUUUGCUGCGGGCCUGGAAAGUAGAAAGCCCAACACAACGGCAACUGUUUGAGUCUACCUCUUGGUAGGAUGUGACGUGAAUGUGAUCCCAGCAAAACAGAAUAUACCCAAACUGUAUCCACAUUUGCUUCGCCAGACAGUCAGAAACUUUUCUAUUUUAGGCCCUGUUCUCAUGAAGAUAGUGUGCCCUACUGCCUACUACUAUUACUCACUGCAAGAUCAGAUACAGAAGCUGUUUUUGCAUUGUUAUGUAGCGUUUUUUGGUUUGGGGAAUAAAUAGAGUGUUUAUGGUCUGA
Messenger RNA from Nematostella vectensis (starlet sea anemone), 2087 nucleotides. RefSeq lists its product as uncharacterized. Bases 412 to 1581 code for a protein of 389 amino acids. The transcript has 2 exons. Lineage: Eukaryota; Metazoa; Cnidaria; Anthozoa; Actiniaria; Edwardsiidae. The record is from RefSeq and is a predicted model, not a curated record.